CACAAUGAUACCAACCACUGAAGUGCAAGGCAAUCUGGUGUCCUUUCUUCAGUACUUGAUGUUAUCAUAUUUUUCGAGUAACAGCAGCUACUGUACCGUGAUUUACUAUGAUCGACACAUAUCCGAUGCUCAGAAUGAAUGUGAUACGUACUGUUCCUUCAUGGUAGCGGUUGAGCUCGCACUGCUGCAAAAGGAUCAAGAACGAUUUGCAGUUAUGUGGAUUGCUGCCGAACAAGAUGUAGAAUCAUACCUCGAAGAUGCCAUCGAGCAUGGAUGCCAAUCGUACAUCGUAAUAACUCGAUAUGUAAUGAAUUAUCUUCAGUUGAAGCUUGAUAUAAAGGAAAGAACGUUGCAAAGGAUCCGUGACAGGAAUUUUCUGAUAUUUUACGAAAAUAGUACCAUGCUGGACAAAAGUUGGUUCACGAGAGAAGCAUUGAAAAUGUACCCGAAUCUUUGGUUCAUAGUUCCUUCCGGUAACAGCAACUACGAUUUGUACACGCAAAAUUAUUCGAUCAGUAACACAGCGGAGGUACAACUUGUAGAAAGCUACAACGUCAUCGAGAACAAAUUCGUCGGCGAUGGAAACGUAUUCUACGAUAAAAUGUUCGAUUUACAACGGAGAGAUGUAGCAAUGGGGGUCGCCGAUUAUGUGCCAUACUGUAUGACGUCCAACGUUGGAGAGAAUAAAGGAAACAUCGAUGCGUUCAAUUCGAGCUCCCCGAAGGAACUAUUUUUGGAAGGCAUUGAGGGUACCUUGAUAGUGGAGUUUUGCCGAAUUCGAAACUGCAACAUAAAGCUAUGGGAUUUUGGACCCAGUGGAUGGGGCGACAUAUACGAUAACGGAACCGGGUAUGGUGAAGUCUACUCCACCUAUUCGAAGCAGACUGAGUUUGCUACUUGUUGUGUUUAUUAUGAUUGGUACUUUCAUCUAAUGGACGGGAGCCAAUAUAUCUGUAAAUCAACUGUAAUAUUGCUGGUUCCAGGAGCAAAAUUGCGUCCGAUGUUUCUGACGCUAAUUUAUCCCUUCGCAAAAACAUUGUGGCUAUCAGUGGGUCUCAUGCUUGUGGUAAUGACAUUCGUUCAUCACAUGAUAACAAGUUUGAAUUUGAAACACAGCAUGGACAGGGAUUCUGCCCAGCCUCCGAUUGAAAAAUCAAUUUUCGAUAUGAUCUCCAUCUACUUAGAUCAAGGGAUAUUUCCAAACUCAAUUUCUUCGUCGUAUCGUGUUCUGAUAUCAUUCAUCCUUUUAUCUGGAGUCGUUUUGAGCAACUCGUAUGCCGGUGGAUUAGCCAGUGUUUUAACUGUACCGAGAUACGAAAAGUCGAUCGAAACCGUUCACGACUACGUUCUUUCACCGUACCGAUGGGCAGCGCCGGCAGUAGCAUGGAUUUUUGCCUUAUUCGGAGCGGAAUCGUAUGAUAUCCGCACUGUGGUGGAACGAUUCGAUGAGGUUCCCGAUGAGAACGAAAUGUUCCGACGAUCACUGCCCGGUGACUACGCUAUCGGUGUGGAGCUACUGAAUGGCGGAAACUUCGCGUACGGGAAAUCAGUUCGUGAUGAAAAUGUGGGUACCUUUGACAUCAUGAAAGAAAUAUUGUACUUUGCGUACACUAUUGGAUACUCCCAACGGGGUUGGCCAUUGAUGGAAUACUUCAACAAGUUCAAUCUGGAGGCAAUAUCGCACGGUUUUAUUAUAGUUUGGGAAAGACAGGCGAUCAGAAAGUAUACAAGCACUCGCAUGCAGCAAGCUUUGAUACAAAUCUCAGAAGGCCAUAAGGACGAGGAAGAGAAGAAACCACUUACGACGGAGCAUGUUCUAGGACCAAUGAUUGUAUUAAUGAUUGGACUGCUUGCUGCACUAACUAUUUUUCUGGGUGAAUUGGCUUGGCAUAAGUUAUCAAUUCGUAUACAAAAACGGCAAUCAAAAAUAUUCACGGAUAAAACUAUGUGAGCUUAGUAGAAGCUGUUAGUUUUUAAUGUUUAUGCAAUAGAGCUCGAAUGGAUUUGUCAUUACCAUUUCGGUAUUUUUUGACAUAAAAAAUGUUUAACUUUACUAUCUGGGACUGUAGAAAAAUAUGAAAAAUUUCCUACGUA
This is a messenger RNA of Topomyia yanbarensis, 2094 nucleotides long. RefSeq lists its product as uncharacterized. Gene Ontology annotation, molecular function: ligand-gated monoatomic ion channel activity. Bases 5 to 1951 code for a protein of 648 amino acids. Gene Ontology annotation, cellular component: membrane. NCBI's taxonomy places the organism in Eukaryota, Metazoa, Arthropoda, Insecta, Diptera, Culicidae. The record is from RefSeq and is a predicted model, not a curated record. The transcript is spliced from 8 exons.